GUGACCGCCGCGCUGGUCGUGGUUUUCGCUGUAGGUCCAUAUCAUACACCUCGCUCUGGGCUGGGCUAGGGAGUCCCUGAACGCACGCGUUCUGUUCCAAAUACUUUUCUUGCCUUUCUCUCUCGCGACGAGCGGAGACUUGUCGCAGAAGUUCUGCCUCAGGUUUCCAGUGUCUCUCAUCCGUGAUCAAGAGUCUGAAAUCUCUCAAUUGUUUUGUUGUGCAUCCUUGCCUCUUCAAGCGGCGCUUGUAUGCCGUUGCGACAUUCCGCCAACCAUCCGCCUUUGCUACCCCUUGUACGCCUUCCACGUCUUCCACCUCAUAUUUCUUGAGGCAAUCCCUCCAUAUCAGCUCACAUAGCUCGUUGCUGUAUCUUCUAGCCUCACACUGCCAAUAAAUAGCAUCAGGGAGCGUUAUUCGAAGAGCGUCAAGUUCCUCUGGGCUGUAUCGCCGUUGUUCUAUGUCCCAGAGUAAACGGAACGGUUGGUGAUCGUUUUCAGUGCGAAAAAUAGGUUCAGGUGUCUCUUCUAGGUCCUCCAGCAUUUUGACGAGGUCUCCGUGUGCAAGAGAGGGUACGAUGGGGGAUUCGGACAAGUUGGGUGAAUUCAUCGUCCGCUGAAACCAUGUCGCAGUGCAUCGAAAUUAAAUGCGCAUGGGAUUAGAUGUGUCGGUCGAUUAUGUGGUGAUGGUCCAAAGGGUGAUUACAAAGGGAGGUUUUGGUUGCGAAAACUGCGUGGGGAGAAAACUUCGUCACAUGUCCCGAGACGAUCACGUGAACGACGCGGGGCCGUUGAGAUAACAAGUUUUCUGUCUUGAUCACAAUGUAGUCGAGACCACAGCCUCCUCGGCGUGAUUUUGUCGGAUAUUAUCCCAAAAUAUUGUCAUUGCCGUCAACUCAUUCUUAAGGCAUUCUUUAAACUGCGCCUUGUUUAACCGUCUUGGCCGCUUGACCUAAGCUCCUACGGAUAAAGAAAAUCAUCACGACAUGAGUGCGGAGGACAACUUGCUGCAGAGCUCGAGAUCCUUCCCUCAGUGCCGCCUACUACAAUUCACGCUCCAUGGAUUGUGAGAUCCCUCCCCUUUUCCCGCCUGGUCGGUCUGUUCUCCGUUUGAGCAUAACGUCGACUCCCUAUUACACCGCAACCAACCGCCACGGGUCUACCACUUACAUCGGGCUGCGCGAACGAGAACUAGAGAAGAAUGAAUGUCAGACGCAGGGGGAAACGAGAAGAGCCUUUAUAGCCAGCACAAGAUACACCCAUAGAGACAUCUUACCUAAUAACGUCGCGGCAACUGCGGCACAAGCUUCGAUAUUUCUAUCAUGACAAUAUCCAUCGCAGCGCCGCGCCCGAUGACCAGACUAGCCUAGCAAAUCAGCGUGAAUGCAUUAGUGGACAUGGGAGCCAGUACCGCAAACAUGGCCUUUCACCCGCUCAAGGUCAGAAACCUCGAGCCACCGCUCCGGUUGAAAUGAGUUACAAUCCUCUAGAAAGCCACCAGAGGAGAACAUUUUUGAGACCGGCGGACACAACAUUGUAGAUCGAGGAACGUCUCACUCGCUCACUUGUCAGCUGCCGAGCUGAUUGCAGCCCCACUGACCUUUGAAGAACGCUCUGAUACCUAGAUUCCUGGUCGUGGAAGACCUGAUAACGGCCUGGAGAUCACUAACGGACUGGGAAGAAGAGGCCCGUACUGAAGACCACUGUACCGGCCAAUGUUGGCAGCGAAGGCGUCUCACUUCACGGCUGACCAUGCAAACUGCAGGGUCAUUCGAGCCCACUACACUAUCGAACAACAAAAUGACAGGUCCAUUCUUCACCAUCUACUGCCCAUCCGGGGCAUUUGUCUUCAUCACCGUUAUCUGAUGGGCGAAGUCGGGAGAAGCCUAGGGGUCCCGGUCUUCAGAUGCUACCCUCUGAGCAGGCUCUCAUGAUUCUCGAGUACCUCGCUCCCCCGGUUUCCGAGAAGGACAAUGUUUCUGCUUAUCGGAUCAGGUAUGAGACUUAGCGCUAUCAUGCCGGAGAUGGUACCAGAUCGUUGUGGACAAACUAGCGGAGAGGUUGGUCCUCUUCACCUGCGACAAUGCCAUCCACGGUUCCCACAAACUUCGCCGUGUGACCGGGGACCCCCAAAAGUCCUCGCAGGUUCGGGAACUAGUCGUGCGUGACUGUUCCCGCCAUCUGACAAGGAACGGCUAGCAAAAAUUGUCCCGUUUGAAGACGAGCUGAUCCCCUAAAAACCCCAAUAACCGAUGGACAAGAUUAUAAGCAAGCACCCCCACGUCUACGUGAUCCUACUCCGUCCGGCAGCCUCCAACCCUCGAGAACACGCUCAUGGAGCCGUCGAAAAACCGAUUCACGCGGAAAACUACUCCCUCCCCCUACACCUACUGAGACUGAAUCAAUUACUGCGACGCCACAGCAACGCGAGAGCCCUCAAGAUGCUUCCGAAGAUCACGGCACGCGCGCCACCAGCAACUCUCUGACGGAUAAAGAUUUGAUCGAAGAGGUGUUGAAAAUGGUGGAAAAUCCAAAAAUGGCACAAGUUAUGAUUCUUGAGUUGAUGUACAAGCAUCAGUUCAACUAUUCCCUCUUGAAAGAGCUUUUGAGAGAAAAAAACCUGGACGUCAGCUUCUCAAGAGUCACAUACGGUGAAGUCGCUCCUAAGCUGGGCUCGCUGCCGACUCUACAGGGGGAAGAUAUACCCACCUUUGAGAUGUUUCGAGCCCGUUUGCCCAACUCGCUUUUCGAGGAAAUCCUGGACGAUGUUGGAAUUUAUCAAUUGCAAUACGGAUCCCCAAGUCGACACCCCAAUGAGGAAGCUCGGGCGCGGUUUCUCUCGGGCUAUUUCAACCGAAUCGUCGCAGAGUUUUCUGGACUUAUGUUCAAUACCCCGGAGGCAAUGUUAGAGGGUACAAUCGCAACAAAGGGCCACAUUGAAUAUCAAUUUAAGACGUAUCGAGGAGUCACGGUGGUGUUCAUCGAGGUGAAAUUGAAUGUCGGCAACCUGACGGAACGUCUUAAUUGCUAUGCACAGGUGAUAGCAGAGUGUGACGCUUGCGCCUGGAUGAACUCCCAGAAUGGAUUCUACGUGCCCAUUAUGGCUGUGUUGUGCGAUGGACAAUAUUUUUAUUUCUUUAAGUUUGAGGAUCGACAAGAGACAGGUCGUCGAGUUUCGCGGUUCUUCUUGGGCGAGUUUCCAGACGGUCACCGGCGACAAUCGAUCCCUGAGCUAGACCAUGGCGACGACGCUGUGGUCUACUUACACCAAACUCGCCUUCUUUGCGAGAGUCUUUAUUACGUGUUUUUGAGCGGAUACCACGAAGGCCUCAAGGGGUACUGGAAUCAGAGUGUGGAACGAAGGAAGAGCGCACUACGUGAAUCAACUCCGAAGUGGCACAACGCGACCGUUUUGGCCGGCAAAGCUCUCAAGGAAGCCACGCUUGCUUGGUACCUUCGACGUGACGAUCAACUGGAGAAGUCGAAGGCGUCUGCAGACAAAGCGCGUGAAUACUUGGUCCAGAGCGUUGACGAAGUCCCGUGGAAGCGAUCUCGGUUUGUGGCGCCGGAAGAGGCUCUAGACAAUUUAUAAUUAUCUUGGAGAAGCGGGCUAGUUAGUCUUAUUUGCUAUCCCACAAGUGGAAGCGAAAGUGGGUUCUUCGCUCAAAAGGUGAUCGGACACCGUGGGUGUCGGAGCUGGCGCAGAUGGGCCGUUGCUAUGGCCCGACGGUGGAGGGCAACGAAGAUGGAGACAGGCAGGCAGAGGAGACAAGCAGAUUUCCUUUUCGUCGCCAAAAUAGGGUAUUGACCUUUGAGAGUCCUCGUUCUGUCCCGGUUAUUCUCGAUGUUUGAGAGCCUUGAAUAGUUAGCGCGGAAGGCCUGGUCUAUGCCCUCGAUGGUUGGCGGCGGCGUGGGGGAGUACUCCUAGGAAGCGAGGCGAAGCCCCUUUGUCGGGGGUGGGAACUCGGUUCUGGCCAGUCGGCACCAAUUACUUGAUCCCCCUCCUGUCGGACGUGAGCAGCCCGCUAUCUAAUUAGCCUGAUACUAUGAAAGCCCUCUGCACACCUCUAUACUGAAAAAAAU
Molecule: messenger RNA, 4080 nt
Organism: Cladophialophora immunda
Lineage: Eukaryota; Fungi; Ascomycota; Eurotiomycetes; Chaetothyriales; Herpotrichiellaceae
Exons: 4
Coding region: 2516-3589 (357 amino acids)
Source: RefSeq, a predicted model, not a curated record